AAGACAAUCCCUGCAAAUAUUAAUUCAUUCACAUUCAAACACUGGGGAUUAAUUAUAUAACAGCACAUGCAGAACGGAUAUCAUUUUACAAGCUUCUCCCCGCCGAUUAACUCGGCCCCCGCCGCGGCUAUUUCUGGAGAUCUGCUAUAAUGAAGCCACACGGUGAAAACUGGAACAGUGAUGGAGGCGAUAUCCGCUGUAUAUGAUGAGGAAGGUUUGGGGAGUACUUUUAGCGCUGGUGGUUUCAGUCGCUGGGAUCUACUUCGUUCUCUCGCGGUCAGUACUGGAUUACCCAGUGACAGAGAGCCCGACAUGGAUUCCGCCCGCUUCCGUUCAAAAAAUGAAAUCUGGGAUCAAGGACAUCCUGAAUUUUACCCAGAAUGCCCUGCUUAUGAUACCAAGUGUCGACAAUUUCAUUCCAAACCUCACACAAGAUAACUUGGUUAAAAAGAAAAGUGAUGUCGAAAUACCACAAAAAAAUGAAAGCAAAGUUGGAAAUAACGUGAAAAAUACAAGGAACGUCACCAUAGUUACAGCUUACUGGAAUCUCGGAACGUUUCAAAAGGGUGUCGGAGGUCUUAAGUUCUCAACAAACACAUAUUUCAAAUGGGCGUCCACAUUCAAGUUCUUAGUGAAUCCUCUGGUUGUGUAUACUGACUGCAAAGAGUUUAAGGAGUUGAUGGAGACUCUGCGAUCCGAUCGCCUCAACAACACAAUGAUAUACCUGCUGAAUCGGACGGAACUCUGGCCCUUCCAACUUGUGACCCAAAUGAAAUCCGUCCUGGAUCAAACGGGCUAUCCAAAAUAUUACCCCAAUACAGUAAUCCCUGAAUAUCCCGCGGCCCAACAUUCAAAGUAUGCGGUUGUGGCAGAAACGAUACGCAAAGGCGUCUUUACCAAUCCUUACUUCGCUUGGCUAGAUAUAGGAUAUUUUAGGGAUGUCGUGGAACGAAAGGUUGACUUUACCUUGGACAUACCACCGGGCUUUGACCCAGGAAAAAUAUCUGUCAACCGAGUGGAGGGUCUGUCAAUGAAUAUAGACCCUUUCACGAUAUUUAGGAAAAACAUCGUAUGGGUUGGAGGAGGAAUAUUUCUUGGGAAAGGAGAGGCACUACUUCAAUUUGAGCAGUUGUAUCACAGGGCAGUCAAAUAUUUUUUGGACCAACAGUUGGUGAAUUCGGACCAGCAGGUGCUGUAUUCUAUGUACAGUAAAAAGGGCAGGGAAGCCUUGAAGCCGAAUAUAGAACUACAGUUGUACAUCCCAAAGGGAUCCGGAAAUCCGUGGUUUUAUUUGGGAUAUUUGUGUAGAAAAGAAGUAUCUGUUAGAAAUUCGUAAAAGUGUGUAUGAAAGAGAGAGGGUGGAAGAAGAGGGAGUGAGAGUAUAGGCAUUAUAUAGAGAGUAAAGGCAUUAUAUAGAGAGUAAAGGCAUUAUUUAAAUGAAUUUUUCACUUUAUCAUUUGUAUUUUCAGUUUUGUUGUAUAUUUUUUUUUAGAUUCUCGUGAUGACAUACUUAUGCAUGAAAGUUUUUUGACGAUACCCAGCUGUAGUCAAAAUAGUGUGAAUCAGACCAAAUUCACGGACAUGUUCAUCAUUUGUUUUCUGUUAUAUCGGUACCCUCAAUUGUUAAAACAUAAUCUUUUUGUUUACAUUGUUUUAUGCAUAUUUAUUUCAAAUGAUCAUGUGGAAUUCAAGGGGGAAUAAAAAUUCUUAACUAUAAA
Magallana angulata is the source of this 1718-nucleotide messenger RNA. RefSeq lists its product as uncharacterized. Bases 203 to 1336 code for a protein of 377 amino acids. The record is from RefSeq and is a predicted model, not a curated record. NCBI's taxonomy places the organism in Eukaryota, Metazoa, Mollusca, Bivalvia, Ostreida, Ostreidae. The transcript has 2 exons.